AUGGUCUGGCGGGUAGCAGUGAUCGGGGCAGGCAGCUCUGGUUUGGUUUGUACUAAAGUCUGUGUGGAGGAAGGGCUGGAGCCUGUCUGCUUUGAGAGCAGUGAUGAUAUUGGAGGACUGUGGAACUUCAAGGAGCUUCCACAGCCUGAGCGCUCCAGUAUCUACCGUUCCCUAGUGGUGAACACAUCCAAAGAGAUGAUGUGUUUCAGUGACUUCCCGAUGCCAGAGGAUUAUCCAAACUACAUGCAUCACUCCCUCCUCCUGCAGUACUUCAGACUGUACGCAGAACACUUCCAGCUGCUCAAGUACAUACGCUUCAAGACCACAGUAAAGCGUGUGGUGCAGAGACCAGACUUUCCAGUCAGCGGUCAGUGGAGCGUAGAGACCGUGAACCAGCAAGGAGAAGAGGAGCACCACGUUUUUGAUGCAGUGAUGGUGUGCUCCGGCCAGUACACACACCCUCACCGGCCCAUCUCUGAGUAUUCUGGCUUGGAGACCUUCACUGGGCAGCACUUGCACAGCUGGGAGUUCAAAGAUGCAGAAAGCUACAAAGGGAAGAGGGUCCUGGUGAUGGGAAUCGGAAACUCAGGGGGCGACAUUGCUGUGGAGAUCAGCAGAUUUGCAGAAAAGACUUUUCUCAGCACACGAAAAGGGGCCUGGGUGAUUGGAAGGAUGUCAAACUGUGGGCUUCCUUUAGACAUGACUGGCAUCAACAGGUUUUAUAACACUCUCAUGGGGCUGCUUCCCUCUCGUCUGAUCAGCUGGAUCACAGAGAGAGCCAUUAACCACAAAUAUGACCACAGGCUGUACCGGCUACGGCCUAAGCACCGAGCUUUUGAGAGGAGACCAGUGAUAAAUGACGAACUCCCUUAUCGAAUCCUACUUGGAGAAGUGGUGAUGAAGCCGAAUAUCAAAGGAUUUAACAAGUCUAAAGUUGUCUUUGAGGAUGAUACAAAAGAGGAAAUUGACAUUGUGCUCUACUGCACUGGGUACAUUACAAAGUUUCCCUUCUUGCCCCCAUCUCUGUCUCAGGGACCCAAAGGAGAGCUGUCGUUGUACAAGAGACUGUUUCCUCCAUCUUUGCAACAACCUACUCUGGCUGUUAUGGGCGUUUUCCAAACAAAAGGGCCAAUCAUGCCUGUAGUGGAAAUGCAGGCUCGAUGGUCUGCGGCAGUUUUCAAAGGUUUGGACAUCCUCCCUUCAAACGACAUAAUGCUAGGUGUCAUUGAGGCAGAGAGAAAGAGGAGCAUGGAAAGUUACCCUUGCCCGCUGCAGGCCUCUUUACAGGUGGAUUACAUCUCUUAUCUGGAUUUUAUGGCUGAGAAAAUACGGGUGAAACCUCACUUCUUGGGUCUUUUCCUCCAAGACCCCGUUCUGUGGGUAAAGGUGUUCUUUGGCCCCUGUACUCCAUACCAGUUUCGCCUGAGUGGUCCGGGGCAGUGGUCAGGGGCCCGCCAGGCUGUCCUCUCCCAGUGGGACCGUGUGGAUCGGCCCUUCAGCACCAGAGAGGUCCCAGAGCUGCAUGACCAGGGCUCAGUGUGGUCCACCAUCUGGUUAUUAGCAUUAGGCGGCACUUUGCUAAUGCUCUUGUGCAUUGUAACAUCAUAG
This is a messenger RNA of Knipowitschia caucasica, 1608 nucleotides long. NCBI's taxonomy places the organism in Eukaryota, Metazoa, Chordata, Actinopteri, Gobiiformes, Gobiidae. The record is from the annotation of a GenBank genome assembly.